UUGCACGUAAGUGCAAGCCAGAUUUAACUCUCUAAGUAGUAUUGGUUGGACUGAGAAAUUGCUAAACCAAACCUGUGAUAGGACUGGCUAUUUGGGUAUCGCCCUUUGUCAUUGUUGUCUCUUACUGUUACAUUGCUUUCUGUGUUACCGCUGGAGGACCAGAUGUUCUCAGAUAAUUCACAUUGCCCCGACUGUGGGCAACAGUGGUUUCCUAGUUUAGAACUAGGCCACUGGUUGUACCAAACUGAACUUAUUGAAAAUGAAUGUUACCAAGUAUUCUUAGACCGUAUCAACAGGGCUGAUUAUUGCCCUGAGUGUUAUCCUGAUAAUCCUGCUAACAGAAGCCUUGUCCUUCCUUGGUCUUUCCCACUUGAAUGGGCUCCCCAAAACCUUACCAGGUGGACCUUUGAAAAAGCUUGCCACCCAUUUCUUCUGGGUCCUCCGCUGGUUAGAAAAAGGAUACAUGACUCUAGACUAGCUGGUUUUAACCCAGCAUUACAGUUAAUCUUGGCUAGAACAGACACAACCUUGAACAAAAAACUUGGCCAAAGCAAAUAACUUCUUAAAGAGUCACAAUCAUGGAGAUUCUAGAGGGUUUUGUGCUAGUAACUCAAGGAAGAUGGAAAAAUGACGCCUUUUAUAUCUAAUUCAGACUGUCACUACUUCGGGGAACGGCUGAACUUGCUGGGUCUGCUCCCAUGGUCUACACCUAGUCUGUUCGGCAUGAAUUUAGUCAAUAUUCCAGCCGGCUGUUCAUCUGGAGCCAGAGCAUUUCGUGUUCCCUGUGCUUUGGAAUUAGCUUACCCUCCUGAAAAGCUCCGCAGCCUAACUACUGACAGAGGACAAGGUAGUCCUGGAGGAGCCCCAUACUGUGUAUACCAUGAUGAUAUUUCUAGUGAUAACUUCUGUGGGAAAGCGUAGCUGGCUUCUAGAUCAGCGGUCGUAAGGGCCGAAAGGUUGGCAACUGCUGUUCUAGAUUAUUUCAGUAAAAGAACUAGACAUUUUAAUAAGAAAUUACAUUGUUCUAAAUUCCACCCCUUCUGAUUAUAUAUAUAAUUUAUUCAUAUAUAAUCAUUUAUUCAUAAUUGGCUCUAUUUGGCCUUAGUGUGGCUUUGAUAUUAUAGAUAACUGGUCACUGCCAGAGAAACCACAUCCUAUUGGGUAACACCUACAUAGGUUACACAAAAACAUGCAGAAAUGCCACUGUCUAUACUUACUUGGCUCUACAUGAACAAAGACUGCCCUGUCUUUGUGGUGACUGAACUUAGAAUGUCCUGCCAGGACAUGGAAAAGUGCCUGUGUAUGAGAUAGUCUACAAAAAGAGGGAUCCAGCUUGACUCCAUAAUAGUAGGAGCAGUCUAAGGGAAGCAUCUUCAAACCAAGACGGUCUUGCUGGGUGUUAGCCACAUUCUGGCCUUCACUUGUUCAUGAGAAAUUUAGAAAAACCUGUUGGAACAUCUCAGAGGCCAUGGGAUAAGUUUAAAAUUCCACUUAAGAUGCUAGAUAAUCCAUUGCUUGUGUAGCAACUCAACAGUGUUCUCACGGUCCCAGGUCCUUUCUGUUUUUCCCCUCUGGGAUCCUUACGCAUUAGCUUUUGUCCUCUUAGUGUCCUCAGUGAUUACAGUGUGGCUUGUUGCUGCUCUAGGCAUUUCAGUCCCAUUUGGAAGCAGGGAGCAAAAGCUUUGUCCUUUGAAGACUCUGACUUACUUGGAAAGGAAAAUCUUUCCCAAUAGUCCCUCACCAAUUUCUCCUUACAUCUCAUUAGAAGGUACUGGUUCAAACAGGCGCCUGGAAAGCCAGGCCAAGGAGAAUGGGGUUGGCAGUGCCUGGGCAGGGCAUCUUGUCUCCCUUAAUAAAAUGAGGGCUCUUUGAGGAAGGAAGCAGUGGGGAAUGAAUGGCUGUUUUCAUGCAGGAACUCAUGCCUGCCACAUGUUGUGAAACCUGAGCUGUUUGUUCGUCUGUAUAAAGAAUGUACCCCAGAGACCUCUCCUGUAUCUGCCUCAUGUCUAUCUUGGUGGAAGUUCUCUCCUGUUAUAUUGCUGAAUAAACUGUGUGGACUGCUAAA
Myotis davidii is the source of this 2065-nucleotide messenger RNA. RefSeq names its product torsin-1A-interacting protein 2, isoform IFRG15. Bases 163 to 558 code for a protein of 131 amino acids. Lineage: Eukaryota; Metazoa; Chordata; Mammalia; Chiroptera; Vespertilionidae. The record is from RefSeq and is a predicted model, not a curated record. The transcript has a single exon.